UCUCUUUCUCUCGUACAAGUCCAUAUCUCCUUUGGCCUAAACCCCCAUGUUCAAGAUGGAACAUAGUGAAACAACUCUGUCCGCCGCUUCUCCGAAUUCCUCGAACUCAUUGUCCCCUUCCCCUCUUCUGAGUUCCAACCUAUCAUCUCCAUCGGUCGUUAUUAGUCCAUGUGCCGCGUGCAAGAUCUUGAGGAGAAGGUGCGCCGAAAAGUGCGUGUUGGCACCUUAUUUUCCUCCGACCGAACCGGCCAAGUUCACCAUUGCUCACCGCGUGUUCGGUGCUAGCAACAUAAUCAAGUUCUUGCAGGAACUUCCUGAGUCUCAAAGGGCCGAUGCGGUAAGCAGCAUGGUGUACGAAGCGAGCGCAAGGAUUCGAGACCCAAUUUACGGUUGUGCCGGGGUAAUUAGCCAGUUGCAGAAGCACGUUAACGAGCUUCAAGCACAAUUAGCCAAAGCUCAGGCCGAAGUGGUCAACUUGCAGUUGCAGCAAGCGAACCUCGUCGGGGCAUUGCUUUGCAUGGAGGUGGAACAAUCUCCUCAGCUGAAUGCCGAGCAACCGGCCGUCGACAACAAUUUCGUGGGCGGCCUGCAAAGCUUCCAUAGCAACCCCAAUUCCAUGGAAGACAAUUUAUGGGAGCCUCUUUGGACAUGAUUGACGAUCGUAUAUAUUAAUCAACGGUUUCGUUAUGGUCCCAUGAAACUCUUCCAAGGAGAAGUUGAAGGACAUUAGAUUUU
Molecule: messenger RNA, 735 nt
Organism: Hibiscus syriacus
Lineage: Eukaryota; Viridiplantae; Streptophyta; Magnoliopsida; Malvales; Malvaceae
Product: LOB domain-containing protein 1-like
Exons: 2
Coding region: 47-652 (201 amino acids)
Source: RefSeq, a predicted model, not a curated record